Messenger RNA from Loxodonta africana (African savanna elephant), 2020 nucleotides. RefSeq names its product phosphodiesterase 9A (gene PDE9A). Gene Ontology annotation, biological process: signal transduction; cGMP catabolic process. Lineage: Eukaryota; Metazoa; Chordata; Mammalia; Proboscidea; Elephantidae. Gene Ontology annotation, molecular function: 3',5'-cyclic-GMP phosphodiesterase activity. The transcript is spliced from 13 exons. Bases 811 to 1971 code for a protein of 386 amino acids. The record is from RefSeq and is a predicted model, not a curated record.
UCACACAUUAUGGCGAUUUCAACCAAUGUCGCAAAACAGUUUGUAUAUAAUUUGCUGAAUAAGAAACUAGUUUGCACUGUAAGCUUUCACCUAAAGCCCAAUAAAAUUAAAAAAUAGUAAUAAUAAUAUCAUGACUUUGGGGGCACAGCUUUGCCACAAGGCUCUGUGAAUGUCAUCAAGCCCAGGUUAACUUGGCCUGGUUAUUUCUCAUCUAUUUUAAGUCAGCAGUUUCUCUUGGUUAUCUAUUCUCUGUGGGGGGACCAUUAAAUGAAAUGCUUUUAUCUUAAUGAGAUUUUAAUCGUUGCUUGGAAGCCUUGUGGCUUUUCAGAGCCUUCUGCUGAAUUUUAAUGUGCAGUGUGGCCCCAUUUUCCCCACCCUUUCCUUUUGGGAUAAAAGACUUCUUUGUCCCAUGUCCUUAGCUGGUGCUUACGGGUAAGACAGAGAAAGCAAGAAGUGGAUACAAGAAGGGCUGAGAGAAUCCUGGUGAGUGGAGGAGGAGGGGGCUGUUCAAACCUGUAGAAACUGCACCAUUGAGUGUGAUGGCCCAAAGUUGGCCAUGGCCUUGCUUGCGAUGACAAAGCCAGUUGUGGUUGAGCUGAGUGAGGGGGUGAAUCCUGGGCAGGAACGCGGACCACUGCUUAGUGCCAGGUUUCCUCCCAGGAUGCACUGAGCCACGGGCUAGCCCCUAAGUACCAGCCCUGCAAGCCCCUCCACGUGUACACAUGGUAACCCCCUCCUUGUUUCUCUUUGUUGCCAGUGGAAAGUCUGAAGGUGGUGGAGAUUGAGAAAUGCAGAAGUGACAUUAAGAAGAUGAGGGAGGAGCUGGCAGCCAGAAACAACAGGACCAACUGUCCCUGUAAAUAUAGUUUCCUGGAUAACAACAAGAGGCCGACGCCUAGACGCGACGUCGCACCUUAUCCCAAGUACCUGCUGUCUCCCGAGACCAUUGAUGCUCUACGGAAGCCAACCUUUGAUGUCUGGCUUUGGGAGCCCAACGAGAUGCUGAGCUGCUUAGAACACAUGUACCAUGACCUCGGCCUGGUCAGAGACUUCAGCAUCAGCCCCGUCACCCUGAAGAGGUGGUUGCUCUGUGUGCAAGACAACUACAGAAACAACCCGUUCCACAACUUCCGGCACUGCUUCUGCGUGACCCAGAUGAUGUACAGCAUGGUCUGGCUCUGUGGUCUCCAGGAGAAGUUUUCCCAGAUGGACAUCCUGAUCCUGAUGACUGCAGCCAUCUGCCAUGAUUUGGAUCAUCCAGGAUACAACAACACGUACCAGAUCAAUGCACGCACAGAGUUGGCCGUCCGCUACAACGACAUCUCACCCCUAGAGAACCACCACUGUGCCGUGGCUUUCCAGAUCCUCGCCCAGCCUGAGUGCAACAUCUUCUCCAAUGUACAGCCAGACGAGUUCAGGCAGAUCAGACAGGGAAUAAUUACACUGAUCUUGGCCACUGACAUGGCAAGGCAUGCAGAAAUCAUGGAUUCUUUCAAAGAAAAAAUGAAGAAUUUUGACUACAGCAAUGAGGAACAUAUGACCCUGCUGAAGGUGAUUCUGAUCAAGUGCUGUGAUAUCUCUAACGAGGUCCGUCCGAUGGAAGUGGCCGAACCCUGGGUGGACUGCUUAUUAGAAGAGUACUUUAUGCAGAGCGACCGUGAGAAGUUGGAAGGGCUUCCUGUGGCCCCGUUUAUGGACAGGGACAAAGUGACUAAAGCUACAGCCCAGAUUGGGUUCAUCAAGUUUGUUCUGAUCCCAAUGUUUGAAACUGUGACCAAGCUCUUCCCUAUGGUUGAAGAAAUAAUGCUCCAGCCCCUUUGGGAAUCCAGAGAUCACUACGAGGAACUGAAGCAAACUGAAGACACCGUGAAAGAGCUGCAGAAGCAGACUGAGAGCCUGACACCUGGGAACACGGAAAAACCAAGAGAAAAAAACAAAGAUGCCAAAAAAGCUGAAGCAGACUGUGCCUGAGGGAAGCUUUGGAGUCACAGAAGCCACUCCUGGACCGGGUGGUCGGAGC